AUGGAGCAAUUACCCCAAUUCCAUGAACCCGAGCAAUGGAAGUCAGCCAACGCCUUGUUUGUUAAAUAUCGACAAGGGGGUGAUUUGACCAGUCGAGAGCGUGCUGUCUCCCUCUUCAGGAAACUUCUACAGUCCUUUCCUAAAGACCAUCCCGAGCUAUUCCCAACCAUCUGCAACUUGGGGAACGCCUUUCUUGCUGAAUUCACCCUUGGAAUCAGCAACAUAAACGACAUAGAUGAAUGCAUCUUGCUUUACAGGACAGCUUUGGCAUGCCUGCCUCAGCCGGCGUCUUUCGAACGACCGAACAGGCUCCGGAUCCUUGCGGAUGCUUUGGUCACCCGAUAUCAGGAAGGAAAGGAUCGUGUCGACUUGGAUGAAAGUAUAGCUCUGUACAAGGAAGCCAUUGAGCUGCAAUCUCUAUCUCAUCCUGAUCGUCCCAAUGCACUUCUUGCGCUCGGCUACGCCUUGAUGGCGCGAUAUCAUCAUAGAAAGCAUUUGAAAGACUUGGAGGAUAGUGCUGCUAUCUACAAACUGUUUCCUCCCUCUGGACACCCGCUGGAGUUCCCGCCUGAAUUUAGUGGGGACCGGUCAACGAUAUUCGACGAACUCGCGUACGGUCGUGCCAUUCGACUCGUGAGAGGAGGGAAUAAGAGGGAUCUAGACGAGAUUUUGUCAAUCAUGGAACGAUUUGAAGAACCUCCGGCUGCACAUCGUGACGUCAGUCGGUUCUGGUUGGAAAGCAGCAUUGCGGCUAUGAUACAUUCUGAAGUUAACCAGACCCCGGCCAAUAAACGUUUGGAAAGACUCGAGGAGAGUGUCGCAUGGUACAAACGAGCUCUGAAGAAUCCAGUGUUGCCUCAUGAGACCGAGCGUCGAUGGAACGUACUGUUCGGUCUCGGCACUGCGCUCCGGAUUCAAUAUUUCUGUCUCGGGCGUAAAGCGCAGCAUUUAGACGAGGCCAUUACAGUCAUUAAACAAGCCUUGCAACUUGAACCUCUGGUCACUGAACUUCGAAGUGUAACAUUUAUUACUCUUUGCGACUACCUCGCCAUCCGAUUUCAAGCCACACGUAGUAUCGGAGAUUUAGACGAGUCGAUUUCUGCGUGCAAGGAUUGGCUACGGCUCGGGCCUCCGACUGAAUCUCAUGCUUCUCGUGGUUUCCUCAGACUCUCACUUCUUUUGCAGUGGCGUCAAAUGCUUACGCUUUGGCCGGGUCACAACAAUGGGGACGAAGAGCGCUAUCUGGAACAUCUUGCACAGAAAAUGACAAAGCUUAAUAUAGAUAUGGAACUUUGA
Molecule: messenger RNA, 1296 nt
Organism: Psilocybe cubensis
Lineage: Eukaryota; Fungi; Basidiomycota; Agaricomycetes; Agaricales; Agrocybaceae
Exons: 1
Coding region: 1-1296 (431 amino acids)
Molecular function (GO): protein binding
Source: RefSeq, a predicted model, not a curated record